Molecule: messenger RNA, 903 nt
Organism: Haemonchus placei
Lineage: Eukaryota; Metazoa; Nematoda; Chromadorea; Rhabditida; Trichostrongylidae
Source: the annotation of a GenBank genome assembly
AUGAUUUCAUUGAUCGCCCUAGCGGCUUUGACGAUAUGGGCCGUUUCGGCUGCCACAUCGCAUUCCCAGUGGACAUCAGGACAGUACCCAGAUCUUCGUGGUCCAACUGUAGUACAAUGUGCUGCUGUAAUGCCUCGAAAUAAACAGCAUAUGUACAUUUGUGAUCCAGAUCGAAUACUGAACAACAGUCAAGCUUUGGCAUUGAAUCGGCAGCUUCAUGACCUCGCCGUCGGUACGCCAUGUCAUUGUCAACGAAGGUCUCAGUGUACAACAGGGAUUGCAGGUAUAGCAUUUCAUUUCAACAGACGUUCAGGUACGGGAACUGAAGGAUUUCAUGGGUUUGUCGUAUCAAUAGCAAUCGUACAGAACCUUCAGAUGCAAAUGCAUUCACCGAGCGAAGCUCAACUCACCGAACGAGCUGAAUCAUUCUGUCGGGCACUGGAAGGGCGAUGGGCACUUGGGGACUGCGGAAAUUCGGUGAUCGUCUUUGUCUGGCAGCAUUAUAAAAAGAUGAUAAUCUGGCCAGCUCGAUUAGCCGAGAAAUACGUUACUAUCGAAGAGCGGAAGAACAUACUCCAUAAGGUAAACGAGCUUGCUCAAACCGAUCAAUGGUAUGAAGCCCUUUCACAAGUAAUAGGAGAGCUACGGCGUGAGCUCAACGGAGAAGAACAGGGAAAGGUGGAUACCGGGACGCUGUCGUUGUUGGUUGCAGUUGGCUUGGCCGUACUGCUUACUAUACUCAUUACCUGCUGUGUAUGUGCGUUCCGAUGCUGUGGCAAUCUACGCGGAGAGGAUCGACCACGGCCGGUUCGUCGAGCUGUUGAGCGAGUAGAUAGCUUACGAGAAACCGUACUCAGACGAGGAUCUCAGCUUCGGAGGUUCAAAAAUAUCAUCUCGCCUUGA